CAUUUUAUAAACCAACCGUCCCCAAUUCCAGACGCAACAAAGAAAGCCCCAGCACUGUAGAAUACAAAUAACUCAAAACCCUAGCUUAAGCUCAAAUCUCUCUGUAAUGGCGGAAGCUUCCGAAGCUUCAAACGACAUUGAGAAGCUCUACCAGUACGGCGAGCGUCUCAACGAAGCUACCGAUAAGUCUCAGAACGUGAAGGAUUACUUGGGAAUAAUUGAAGCAGCAGGCGGGAGUGUGAAGGCUAAACAACUCGCUGCGCAGCUUAUUCCUAAAUUCUUCAAGCACUUUCCUACUCUAUCCGUGCAAGCUAUUGAUCAGCAUUUUAAUCUCUGCGAAGAUGAGGAGCUCGGGGUUCGUGUACAAGCAAUACGUGGGCUUCCACUCUUCUGCAAAGAUACUCCUGAAUAUCUUUCUAAGAUAGUUGACGUGCUAGGUCAGCUGCUUCCAGCAGUGGAAAAUGUGGAGCGGGAUGCAGUUCAGAAGUCACUCAUGCUAUUAUUGCGGCAGGAUGUGAAGACAUCUAUUACUGUUCUUUUUAAGCACGUUGGAAGUGCUGAGGAGCCUGGCAGCGAUGAAACCAUACGUGAGAAAGUUUUAUGUUUUAUCAGAGAUAAGGUAUUUCCUCUUAAGGAAGAGCUACUAAAGCCACGGGAGGAAAUGGAGAGGCACAUAACCAAUUUGGUGAAAAAGAGCCUGCAAGAUGUGACCGCAGAUGAGUUUAAAAUGUUCAUAAACUUCUUGGGGAGCAUGAGUUUAUUUGGUCCAGGUGCACCAGCAGAGCGUUUACAAGAGCUUGUUGAAAUUAUUGAAGCACAGGCUGAUCUAGAUGCACAAUUUGAUGUUUCAGAUGGGGAUCACAUUGACAGAUUAAUAACCUGCCUUAAAAUGGCCCUUCCUCUUUUUAAGAGGGGUGCAUCAAGUAGCAAGUUCCUUGACUAUCUAAACAAACACAUAUUACCUGUAUUUGACAAGUUCCCCGAGGAGAAAAAACUGGACUUGCUAAAAAACCUUGCAGAAUGUUCGCAUCAUGUAUCACCACAGGAAUGUCGCCAGCUUCUACCUUCUGUUGUUCAACUUCUAAAGAAAACAAUGGUCAGGAAAAAGCUCGAGGAGAUGAACUUUACUUUUGUGGAAUGCCUAUUGUACACCUUUCACCAUCUAGCUCACAAGGCUCCUAAUGCCACUAAUAGUCUAUGUGGUUACAAAAUUGUGACUGGCCAACCAUCCGACAGGCUUGGGGAAGAUUUCACAGAGCUUUAUAAGGAUUUUAAUGAAAGGUUAAGUACCAUUGAGGUUUUAACUAGAGCUAUGUUGAAGAAAUUAACCCAGGGGAUGACAGAGCACAACAAGGACAUGGCAGCUGCUAAAACAGAUGAAGAAAGAAAUGUUGUUAAAACACAGAAACAGAACGCUACUGCUGGUCUCCGUAGUUGCAACAACAUAAUAUCAUUGACUCAGCCCUUGCAUUCGAAAAUACCUGCGUUUAUUGGGGAUGAGAAAAUCAACUUGUCAUGGAAAGAAGCUGCUAAACCUUCAGCACGAUCAACCGCUGUCACGGGUGAUAAACGUGCUGCUGCCGCUGCUGGUAAUGGUUCUGGCACAUACCCAAACAAAAAGGGUCGGGGACCUGGUUUUUCACAAAAUCAACUUGUAAACAGGGCACUUGAUGGGGUACGUGGUGGUGGUGUUGGAGGGAGAACUGGUGGAAGGGGUAGGGGAUGGCGAGGCCAUGGAAGAGGGAGAGGUUACCGUUACUAGCAUUUUUGACUUUCUAGAGACCUUUGUACAACUAAAGAAUAGUGACUGCUGCUCUUGUACUUUACAUUGACUUGUCUUCUAGGGCGUUGUUCAAACGAAAUUCUGUAGUAUUCUUGGCAGUGAGACUUGUAGUCCAGUCAUUCAUUACAAUUUAUCAAUUUUAAUCUGACUUGGCCCCA
Molecule: messenger RNA, 1941 nt
Organism: Daucus carota subsp. sativus
Lineage: Eukaryota; Viridiplantae; Streptophyta; Magnoliopsida; Apiales; Apiaceae
Product: apoptosis inhibitor 5-like protein API5
Exons: 16
Coding region: 107-1762 (551 amino acids)
Biological process (GO): regulation of programmed cell death
Cellular component (GO): nucleus
Molecular function (GO): mRNA binding
Source: RefSeq, a predicted model, not a curated record